AUGACGAUGAGAGAAUUACGAGAGAAAUACGUUGAUUUGGUCAACGUGAACGAUAGUAGUUAUGAAAAUUCGUGUUUGUUAUCGAAAAUGGUGGUAUAUACGAUUGUUAGUUAUAGUUGCAAAGAAAGGAAAGGAACUAGAAAUAAAACUGUCGAUACAUUGGAUGCUGGAGGCGUCAAAAAUUAUUUAAAUGGGGAAUCGAAAGCUCUUCAUGGUCACAGUUUUGACCUAGUCCUGGAGAUGGUGGGAUUGAUAUCUCUGGAGAACUGCAGGAUUAAAAAUUUUCAUUCCAAUGUAAAAAUUGGGCAAUUAGCUCGCAACGUUGUAGACGAGCUUGCAGGAGUGCUCUCCAAACGUGAAAACCUAAAAUUGGUAUUAUGGUAG
Molecule: messenger RNA, 384 nt
Organism: Funneliformis mosseae
Lineage: Eukaryota; Fungi; Glomeromycota; Glomeromycetes; Glomerales; Glomeraceae
Source: the annotation of a GenBank genome assembly